AUGUCAGAUUCGGAGGAUCCCCUCGAUGCCAUUGACGAGGGCGGCGACGACCUUUUUGGAGAUGAGGGUGACGAAGGAGAUGCCUCGCCCCAGGCGCGCAUUCUAGACGAUGAUGACCUCGCCUCAGACCCCGAAGCUUACGGUGAGGCUGAGCCACGAGACUACGAUGGGAGCCAGUCGCGACACGAAACAAAGGAUAGAAUCGUUAUGGCCGUUCAAGCCUAUCGCCAUCGUGUCCCUAAACCAUCUGAUGACGCGCUUCGGAUACUGCGCGUCCCAAAAUUCGUCAAAUUCUUGCCCGAGCCAUACGAAGAAGAAACAUUCCGGCCAUCUGAAUUCGAUCUUGAGAACGCCAAGGCGGAAAACCCAAAACACGUUGUGCGGGUUCGUAGGGAUGCCACCACAAACGAGUUAAAGAGCAAUACAAAUAUUUACCGGUGGAGCGAUGGGUCUGUUACAAUUUCCAUUGGCGGUGAGCAAUAUGAAAUUCAGAAGAAGGCGCUGGCUCCGGGCAAAGGACAGCCUUACGAUGAACUAAAAGACGGUCAUUACUACGCUGCGGCUGCUGAGUUGAGCAGCAAUCUGCUAAUGACGGUGGGCCACUUGACAGAACAGUACACUGUCAGACCAAACAAGGCUGUUGGAGACAAUGCCCUGUCUGUCUUGGCAGAGAGAAUGGCUUUGGCUAGCAAGUCAUCUGCUAGUAGUGGCAUGAUUAUCAAAACGACCGUGGACCCUGAGUUACAGAAGAAGCAAGCCGAGUUGGCAGAGAAGGAGCGGAUGAAGGCCCAGCGAAAGCGUGAGAAUGCCGUAGCCAAAAUAGACGGAGGGCUGGGGCGAUCCGGCCGUGGCGGCCUGUCGAUUGGCGGUCUGGAGGGCGCUCGUUCUGGUGCAGCCCGGAAGAGAGGAGCACCUGGCUCUGCGCGGGCCAAGAGACGGCGUCCAGAAUAUGAUUCUGACGAUGACCUCCCUCAGGGAGUCUCGCGACAUGAAGACUACGACUUGGAUGAUGGCUUUCUGGUGGGCAGCGAUGAGGAGAUUGAGAGUGGCGCUGAAGACGACGAAGAGGAGGACAUCUUGGACGAUGACGACGAAGAUGAAGCACCUCGAUCUAAAAGACAACGAACCAAAGAACCCGAAGACGACGAGGAUGCGGAGGGAGAUGAGGUGGAGCCGAUGGAGGCGUCUGGCAGGUCGGGCAGGCGGCGAAAUGUUAUUGACGACGACGAUGACUGA
Trichoderma gamsii is the source of this 1236-nucleotide messenger RNA. RefSeq lists its product as hypothetical. The record is from RefSeq and is a predicted model, not a curated record. Gene Ontology annotation, biological process: positive regulation of transcription elongation by RNA polymerase II; transcription elongation by RNA polymerase II. The coding region runs from base 1 to 1236 and encodes 411 amino acids. Gene Ontology annotation, cellular component: nucleus; Cdc73/Paf1 complex. NCBI's taxonomy places the organism in Eukaryota, Fungi, Ascomycota, Sordariomycetes, Hypocreales, Hypocreaceae. Gene Ontology annotation, molecular function: RNA polymerase II C-terminal domain phosphoserine binding. The transcript is spliced from 2 exons.